This is a messenger RNA of Ylistrum balloti, 6848 nucleotides long. RefSeq names its product unconventional myosin-Id-like. Gene Ontology annotation, biological process: actin filament organization; vesicle transport along actin filament. Gene Ontology annotation, molecular function: actin filament binding; ATP binding; microfilament motor activity. The transcript is spliced from 23 exons. The record is from RefSeq and is a predicted model, not a curated record. Gene Ontology annotation, cellular component: actin cytoskeleton; plasma membrane; vesicle. Lineage: Eukaryota; Metazoa; Mollusca; Bivalvia; Pectinida; Pectinidae. Bases 69 to 3113 code for a protein of 1014 amino acids.
UGCGGUGAGUUUCGUGGUGCAUCGACUUAGGUACUAUGUAACUGCCAGAAAAAGAAAAAACCAACAGAAUGGCAGGCAGCAUCCAUGAAGGGCCGGAAUAUGGCACAGGGGAUUUUGUCCUGUUACCAGAAGUGUCCAUGCAAGCAUUUAUGUCUAAUUUACAGCUGAGAUAUGAGAAAAACAGAAUCUACACAUACAUUGGGGAGGUGGUUGUGUCUGUUAAUCCAUACCGGACGCUGGACAUCUACAAUAGUAGUUAUGUCGACCAGUACCGGGGACGUGAGAUUUACGAACGACCACCACACAUAUUCGCCCUGGCCGACAGUGCUUACAAGACGAUGAAAAGGAACAGUCGCGACACAUGUAUCGUCAUAUCAGGUGAAAGUGGAUCAGGUAAAACAGAGGCUUCCAAAAUUAUCAUGAGAUACAUCGCCGCGGUGACCAAUCUUAGUGGACAGAAGGAAGUGGAAAGAGUAAAGGAUGUUCUCAUCAAAUCUAACAUCAUCCUUGAAGCAUUUGGAAACGCAAAAACCAAUCGUAAUGACAAUUCCAGUCGUUUUGGCAAGUACAUGGAUAUCAACUUUGACUUCAAAGGUGAUCCUAUUGGUGGACACAUCAGUAAUUACUUAUUAGAAAAAUCUCGAGUUGUUCAUCAACAGAUGGGUGAGAGGAAUUUCCAUUCCUUCUACCAGUUACUGUAUGGUGCUAAGGAUGAGAAGCUAGCGGAACUGAAGUUAACACGAGACCCCAUGAAAUAUCACUUCAUCAGACAGGGCGGGGAUCCAAAGUGUGCAACGUUGAAUGACCGUGAUGAUUACCGUGCUGUCAUGUCUGCCAUGAAGACAAUGGGAUUCGCCUACAGCAAUGCUGAGGCCUUGUGGAGGGUUCUGUCUGCGAUCCUACAGCUGGGAAAUGUGGAAUAUGGAACAAGUGAAGAUCAUGAUGUGGCAUUUGUCCAAGACAAGAAGUUGUUGAGCAACAUAGCAGCCAUGUUGUCAGUAAGCCCUGAUGAACUCGAGAAGGCGCUGUGUUACCGUGUUAUUGCAGCAGGAGGACAGAUUGUUGAGAAGGGACUCAGUACAUCAGAAGCUCUGUAUGCCAGGGAUGCCUUCAGCAAGGCAAUUUAUGACCGCAUGUUUUCGUGGAUUGUGGCACAGAUCAAUGAGGCUAUUGACCCCAAGGUCAGCGGGGUAGGCUAUGUCGGAAAAAACACAGUCAUUGGCGUCCUUGACAUCUAUGGAUUUGAAAUCUUCGACAACAACAGCUUUGAGCAGUUCUGUAUCAAUUACUGUAACGAGAAGCUCCAGCAGUUAUUUAUAGAGCUGGUACUGAAACAGGAACAGGAAGAGUAUAUGAGGGAGGGGAUACAGUGGACACACAUCGAAUACUUCAACAACAAGAUCAUCUGUGACCUGGUUGAACAACCACAUAAAGGUGUACUGGCUAUCCUUGAUGAAGCCUGCCUAAGUGUGGGCAAGGUCACUGACGAGAUGUUUUUAUCGGUGAUGGCACAGAAACUUGGCAAGCAUGACCAUUUUACAUGUAGAGAGCUAGCCCCAUCAGACAAGACUUUGGAACACAGUCGGGAUUUUCGAAUUAAACACUACGCUGGUCAAGUGCAGUACAGUGUCAUUGGUUUCAUUGACAAGAACAAGGAUACGUUGUUUCAGGACUUCAAACGAUUACUCUACAACAGUAAAGAAGCACUGUUGAAGGAAAUGUGGCCAGAGGGCAGCCAAAAAAUUACAGAGACAACAAAACGUCCUACAACAGCUGGAACAAACUUCAAAAACUCCAUCAUAGCUCUGGUGCAAAACCUUGCCUCAAAAGAACCUCACUAUGUCAGAUGUAUUAAGCCAAAUGAGAUCAAGUCUCCGUCACGCAUUGACACUGAGCGUGUCCAACAUCAGGUGAUGUACCUUGGCCUGCUUGAGAAUGUCCAUGUACGGAGGGCUGGCUUCGCCUACAGGGCUGGAUAUAGCAGAUUCCUACAGCGAUACAAAUGUACCACUAAAGGAACCUGGCCAAACUUCCGAGGACUUGAUAUUGAUGGUGUGAAAAUGAUCAUUAACCAGUUCAAUUAUAACGACGAUGUUAAGUACGGGAAAUCCAAGAUAUUUAUCCGCUCACCCCAGACGUUGUUUGCCCUUGAGGAAGAGAGGGACAGGUCUUUACCAAAGAUCAUAAUCUUCAUGCAGAAGAUGUGGCGAGGAGCUAAUGCUAGACGAAAGGCAAAGUUCAUGCGGGCAAUCUAUCUGAUCAUGUCACGGUUUAGAAAGUACAAGAUGAGGCGCUACAUCAACAGCUGUGUGGAUCGCUUCAGGAAUGUCCGUAAAAUGAAGGACUUCGGGAAGUCCAUACAGUGGCCGAAGCCGCCGUCCGUACUGGAAGGUAUGGUGGCCAUGUUACAACAGACCCAUGGACGGUGGCGUGCACACAUGAUUCUCAGAAAUCAGCCUAAGUCAGAAUGGCCUGUACUAAGACUCAAGGUCACAGCACAGGAUGUUCUCAGAGGACAAAGGUCAGACUGGGGAUACCGCAGGAAGUGGGAGGCCAACUAUCUUUCAUCUGCGCCUGAAGUGUCCCAGACAAAGGACAACAGUAGCACUGCAGACUUUGUAACGAAGAUGAAUUCCCUCAAAACUCAUGAUGCUUUCACCAAGAUUUUGUUCUCCUCUUAUGUCAAGAAGGUAAACAAGCACAACCAGCAGGCUGAGCGAGCAGUAGCAGUAACAGACAAGUUUAUCUAUAAGCUGGACCCUCAUAAAAAGUUUAAACCCAUGAAGAAAGGCAUACCAACAGCUGAUGUCACCGGUCUAAGCAUAACCGCUGACUCCGACCAGCUGGUGGUCAUUCACCUUAAUGGGGGAAAUGACCUGGUCAUCUGUCUGUCCAGUCCAGGCAAGGAGGAACGAGUCGGCGAAUUUGUCGGUACACUCUGCAGGUUUUGGCAAUUGAAAGGCAAAGAACUAAAGGUUACCAUAUCCAAACCCAUCUCAUGCAUGUUGGGAAACAAGAGACGUCAGGUAGCAAUACGACCAGCUGCUGCUACCAGUACACCAAUGUUUCGUAAAGAGGGCGCUGACCUAGCCCUACACUGGCCGGAAGCUUAAAAGUCUCAAUUAACAGUCAGAUUUUCAUGGCUUUCAGAUAAACUGUGAUAUUUUUCACACUCCUAGAUAUUCAUAAAUUCUAUUUAAGAAUGUAUAAUGUUUGUUUACCAAUGUUUAGAUGUAUAAAAUAAACUGGUCAUUACCCAAUGGAUGUAUAGGAUGCUUGCUUUCACUUAUUCUUAAGGACAAUGUUUAUAGGUAAACUAAAACGUAAAUAAGUCCUGAUAGAGCAAAGAUCCUGGUUUAUGAUCAAGAUUCAGUAUUCUAAAAAACAAAAAAAACAUUUGUGUUCAACAGUUGACAUAUUAAAGAUAUGUCUUUCAUCUGCUACUUAGCACUAAGUUUUUGUCUAAAAUUGUAAAAUGGAGAUAUAUCGGUGAUCAAAGCUUUGGUCUGACAAAAGUAUAUAACAGAUCUACAGAUUGACUAUUUUGAAUUGAAAAUAUGGCAAUAUAUGUACAUUUAAGUAUCUUGCCAAUAUGUUUUAAGCUGGUACUACAGUUGGAAGAUCUGUGUCUUGUACAUGGGUGUAGCUUUGUUAGAAGAUGUGUACAUUUUUGAUAGAACACAUUGUUUUUAUGAAUCUUUGUUAGGACAUAUUAUUCUUUAUAAAACUUUGUAUUCAAUUUGAUAAUACAUAAAAGUGAAAUUGUUUGUUUUAUUUAUUAUAAAUCGAUAUCAAGAUUGAACUUUUGAUUUUUGUUUUGUUAUAUCUGGUGCAGUAUGUGGUUUAACUCUGGAAAACAGUGGUGCCAGUGUGUUUUAACAAAAUCAAUAAUAAUCUCUAUUGCUUGGUCACAUGUCAUGGUACAGAAUGGGAAACAAGGGUUUCAUUUGUGAUACUGUUGACUUGCUAAUAUUCAAGGGGAUUUAAUUUCAUGCUUUUUGCAGUUUAUAAAGAUAGCUCAAAAUGAAAUGUCCAGCAAACAUUAUAACAGAGAAUUAAAACCUCAGAAAAUAUUUUACUGUUUAAAAGGAUACGGACUGAUAUAUGUAUGGGUGUUUUCCCCCUAUAUAGGCCCAGGAAAAAUUCUUAUGCUAAUUAUUUUUUCCUCCUGUUUAAAUAAAUCAUUUGAAGGAAAGAAGGAUUUGGCAUAUUUCUUAUACAGAAUGGCUAUUUUACCCACAACAAAUUUACUUUAUCAGGAAAAUUGUUUUUUGAAUAGUCUGUAGAGACUGAACAAUUGAUAAGGGGAUUGUGAUCUCUAUAGGAGGACUUGAGGUUAAAUUGAAUUUAAAUUUUUUUUUCAUCGUUUAGAGGACACUCUCAUCUUAGAUUUUUUUUUAAUGAAAACAUAAAUGUGUUCAACCUUACCUAUAUACAUGUAUGUUGAUAUUUUUUUAUGGUAUAGAAGUAUAAUCAAGUUGUGUGAGAGGUUUUUGUAUCCUGAUAAUUAUGACAGACAUAUCCAUCCAUACGUAUGUAGUGCCUGUUAAAUUUGUAUACCAACAAAAACUUAAAUCCCAGUUGUGAUUUCAAACGAUGGCUAUGAAAUAAAAUAUUCUGUUGGAAAACUUUCAGAAAGUGGAUUCUGAUAGGUUCUGAUAACAGCAAGUAGUAAAAAUGUGAAAUUUUUAUAUAAUUGUUGAGAAUGACGGUCUUGUACACGUUAAAAGGUCUUGUAAGCGUUAAAAAUAAUAUUUCUACAUAUAUAAACUUUAUUUAGUAAUAUUUAUUUCACUACAAACCAAGCUGACAGCUUAAAUUGAAAACUCUUGCUGGCUCAGAUAGAAGCAUGGAAAGGACUGGGAGGGAACAGUGUCCCUAGGGAAAAUCCUCUUGUUGAACACGUGACCAACAUACUUUCAUUGUCCAGUAAAUCAAACUCCAGUCACCUAUGUGUUAUUUGUGUGAUACCUGCACAUUCUGAAGUUUGAAAUUUUCCUGAUAAAUUUUCUGGCCAGGUUAUGUUUUAGAUUUGUUGUUUGUUAGUAUAUUGAAAUAAAUUUACUGAGAAAUCACAUGUUGUGCCUUUAAAUUGUGAAACACUGGGAUAAAAAAUUGUGAUAAUAUUAAAACAUUUACAUUUUAUUUUUGUGCAAAAUUUCCUUUUGUGAUCUUAAGAAUAUGCUGUAAAGAUGGGGGACCAGACAGAUCCAAGCUCAUUACCAUGUGGAAAAAAUGUUGCGAGCGUUUCAUCUUAAGCAUUUUUGGUGGAAUGUGUAGUCAUUGAUAUGGUAAAUUGUUACAAAAAAAUGGCCUGAAGAAUCCGAAGAUGGCCUAAUGGUCAGUCUCUUUUGAGAUGUUUCAUUUCAAUUUCCCUUACAAAGACAUUUUUAGAGCUACUUUAAAUUUACAUUAUAUUUUCCAAAGCUUGCAUUUUGUAAAAUCUUGGUUAAAGGCUUGUAAAAACAGUUUACCAUCAAACAACAUGGCCCUGUUGAUGGUGAAUAUCCCUUAACUAUGUCUAUUUUUGUAAGUAUGAACAAAGUAACGUAUUGAUAUAUAUGGUAUAUGAAUAUGCAUGAAUGUGGCUCUAUUAUUGGCUUAUGAUAUACUAUCACAACAUUAUCACUAUUAAUAAAAUUACUGACAUGUAUUUAUAAAAUUUUUCUUGUGAUUGAAGAACUAUUUUUAGUUGAUGGAGAGUGAAAUCCUUUUGUUUGCAUGUUUUUUCCCUUGAUUGUCCAGCUGAUCAAAGAAAACUUUCAAAUGGAUGUUUUUUUUGUUGGUGAAAUGAAUAAACUGGAAAUAUUUCCGUUGAGAAUAUCUUGAAAAUUGACAAUCGAAACAAUUCUACCUAACUAUGAAACCUGUGGAAGUCUGUUCCUAACUCUCCUUUGUGAAUCAUGGAUCAAAAUCUCUACAUGAAAUAUAAGUGUCGUGUUUCAGCUCUGGAGGUCGAUACCUGUCCGAAUAUAUUUCCAACAACACUGCGAUCACUUGGAGAGAAUUGUCAUUAUAGUCAAAAAAUCAGGAGUGAUUAACUCACAAUAAAAUUAAUAUUUUGCUGAAAAAUUACCAUGGAGAAAAGGACAAAAUUCCAUAUGACGUGCAUUUCAACCAACAAACUUCCAUCAUUAGUACUUUAACAGUAGGACUGCUCCGAAAUUAUCAUAGUUGGACGUUUUGUGGCACAUGACAGAAGCUCAGACUUAUAUUUUGAUCCUAGAAGUUUUGUAACAAGUUCUUAAUUGUUGCUGUUUAUAUGAGGUAGUGGAAAUUAUGUGUAUAUAUUGAGAUGUGUAAAACAAAUGGAAAAUUUUGGUGACAAAGAUGGAGGCGUUCUGAUGGGAGAUAAACAGGAAAUUAGACCACUGAUGAAAGAGAUCAAUCUUUUUUAUAAUGUAGUUGUUGCAUUUCAACAGAUAUUUGCAUUUCAAUAUUCAAUAUUUGUAUCUAUAAUUAAAUUUAGCAUGGAGACAAACGUUUCCUGUAGAAUUACAGAGAGCUGGUAAAAUUUCUAUUUUCCUCGUAGGAAUUUGUUUCUAUGUGAAGACUGUGUUCUUACUGCUCUUAUGAAUCCGUGUGAGAAUGUUCAAUUCACCUGAAGUGCUAUUUUCCCGUUUUGUUGUCUCAAUGGUUGAAUUUUCAAUGAAAGAUCUGUUACAGGAGUUUUUUUUAAUUGGUUAAGGGAAAUCUGCUGUUUUCUUAAGCUUUUUUCACAACUUUAUAAAACGUAUGUUAAUAUUGCAUACAUUUCUACUUUGUUUAAAAGUGAUCUAUUGAUUUUUUUUGCAAUGUUAUUCAUUGACAAUAUGUAUACCUAUAUACAUUCAUUAUUAAAUUUAUUU